This is a messenger RNA of Metopolophium dirhodum (rose-grain aphid), 1285 nucleotides long. RefSeq names its product low density lipoprotein receptor adapter protein 1-like. Lineage: Eukaryota; Metazoa; Arthropoda; Insecta; Hemiptera; Aphididae. The record is from RefSeq and is a predicted model, not a curated record. The transcript has 8 exons. Bases 265 to 1044 code for a protein of 259 amino acids.
GCCACUGUUCGUCAGUCGUUUUAUGUACACUGUACACACUACUCAAACAGUGUACGGUGAGAGUUCCGUUAACAAUAAUCCGUGAGGACACGACAAACAGCCUAGGACUUUGUACGUCUCUAUUAUUGUAGUCGUAAUACUACGUCAUUGCAUUAUAUUAAAAUAAUAUAGGCUUAAGAGUAUAGUAUAGUGUUUUGAACGAAAUAAUAUAAAUAUUAAAAUAGAAUAAAGUGAAGAAAAAUAGACGGACUAUCCUCUGCCAGAAUGCCACUGUCACUUAAAUCUAUAUGGAAAGGAAACUCAAAACAUAAAAAACUGUCGGAAGACAAAUCGUUGGCGAUUGGACAAAACGUGGAAGACGGGACCGCGAUCGCUGUUGAAGACGACCAGACAACGUUUGAAGUUAAAUAUCUAGGCAACACUCCCGUGGAUUCUACGGCUGGCGCCAUCGUCGAAGCGGUUAAAACCAUUUUGGUUAUGAGUAAAGCUAGCAAAAGGAAACCACAGAACGUAACGGUUACGUUAAAUGGACAAGGUAUCAAAGUGAUAGAGACCAGUGACGAAAAGAAGACAGUGCUGGAAACACCGAUAGAAAGGGUGUCUCAUUGUUUUACCGACUCAGCUCACAGCAAUGUAUUCGCCUUCGUCACAGCCAGCGGCCUAACCAUGUCGGAGUGUCACGCUUUCAUGUGCGCCAAACGGAAAAUGGCACAAAACAUGUCCGUCACUAUCGGCCAAUCGAUCAGCUCUGUGCCGGACGUCUGGAAGGAGAUUAACAAACCGAAACCAGACGCCGACUUGAAAACACCAGACAUAAUUCCUGCAGACGCCGUCCCAGAUGAUGUGGCUCAAGAGGUCAGAGAAGCGAAGUUAAUCGACUUGUCAGGAGAACCUUUACCUAGACAGCAAUACGAUACAUCCAGAUGGGUGAUGUUCGAAGAUGAUUCAUCUUCAAAGUUAGAUGUGGAAUUAUUACACCAAAGACCUGAAGGAUUUGCAAAUUUCUCGAAUCAUUUCAAACAAGAUCGCCCGAUGUGUUGCUAAAAAUCUCCUAGCUUGUGGUUCUUUAAAUUUAUACAUAUAUUGAUAUAUAUCUACUAUAUUAUUACUAAUAAAAUAUACAUAUAUCUAUACUCGUGGUUGUCCUGUAGCUUCAAUCAACUUUCAAUUUUACUUUAUAAAUUUUAUUAUAUUAUGAUUAUUUUGUUAUAUUUAGUUUACAUGUAAUUUAAUAAAAUAUAUAUUCAUAUUCAGCCAGUGGCCCUGAGUAUAUAGUUAUCUUUGA